AUGUCUGAGACGGCUCCAGCUGAGACCGCGGCCCCCGCGCCGGUGGAGAAGUCUCCCGCCAAGAAGAAGGCGACCAAGAAGGCGGCGGGUGGCGGCGCGGCCAAACGCAAGGCGGCGGGACCCCCGGUGUCCGAGCUGAUCACCAAGGCGGUGGCCGCGUCUAAGGAGCGCAAUGGCCUGUCCCUGGCCGCGCUCAAGAAGGCGCUCGCCGCGGGGGGCUACGACGUGGAAAAGAACAACAGCCGCAUCAAGCUGGGGCUCAAGAGCCUGGUGAGCAAGGGCACCCUGGUGCAGACCAAGGGCACCGGCGCCUCGGGCUCCUUCAAGCUCAACAAGAAGGCGGCCUCCGGCGACGCCAAGCCCAAGGCCAAGAAGGCGGGCGCCUCCAAGGCCAAGAAGCCCGCCGGCGCCACCCCGAAGAAACCCAAGAAGGCGGCGGCAGCGAAGAAGACCGUCAAGAAGACCCCGAAGAAGGCCAAGAAGCCCGCGGCUGCCGGCGUCAAGAAGGUGACCAAGAGCCCCAAGAAGGUGAAGGCUGCCGCCAAGCCCAAGAAGGCGGCCAAGAGCCCGGCCAAGCCCAAGGCGGUGAAGCCCAAAGCGGCCAAACCCAAGGCGGCCAAGCCCAAGACGGCCAAGCCCAAAGCCGCAAAGGCAAAGAAGACCGCGGCCAAGAAGAAGUAG
Messenger RNA from Sorex araneus (European shrew), 681 nucleotides. It is a transcript of the gene H1-5, whose product is annotated as H1.5 linker histone, cluster member. Gene Ontology annotation, molecular function: DNA binding; structural constituent of chromatin. The transcript has a single exon. Gene Ontology annotation, biological process: nucleosome assembly. Gene Ontology annotation, cellular component: nucleosome. Lineage: Eukaryota; Metazoa; Chordata; Mammalia; Eulipotyphla; Soricidae. Bases 1 to 681 code for a protein of 226 amino acids. The record is from RefSeq and is a predicted model, not a curated record.